AUGAUAUAUUAAUUAAUUUAUCAUUUUUUACGUUCAUUUAUUAAUCUAUAUAUUUUAAUAUCAAUACAUUCGUAAUAAUGUUAUUAUAGAUUCUAAUCAUGUGUCUGUACUAGUCGAUAUUGUCGUCGUACAAUAAUACUAUCACAUAACGUCACUAUCAUGUCUAAAAGAUGACUGGUACUAAAAUUGAUAAUAUUUCUAAUCCAAAAGAAAUGGACCAAAAAGAACAAUUUAAUAGAAAAUGGAAUAUGGAUAAAGUACUUUUACGUACAUUUGUUUUAAUAACAUGUAUCAAAGCGUUAUUAAUUCCUUGUUAGUAGUUAUUCUACUGAUUUUGAAGUACAUCGUAAUUGGUUGGCCAUAACAUAUAGUUUACCUAUUAGCGAAUGGUAUAUUAAUGCCAAAUCUCAAUGGACAUUAGACUACCCACCGUUUUUUGCAUGGUUUGAAUAUGCCCUUAGUCAAGUAGCUUAUUUAUUCGACGAAGAAAUGGUCAAAAUUGAUAAUUUGAACUAUGCUUCACCUACCACUGUCUAUUUUCAAAGAACUACAGUUAUACUUAGCGAUCUUAUGUUUGCUUAUGGCAUAAGAGAAUUAGGCGAAGUAUUUUAUAAAUCUUAUAACAGUUACUGCGUUUUUAUAUUUCUGUCGUUGUGCAAUAUAGGAUUACUGAUAGUGGACCAUAUACAUUUUCAAUAUAAUGGAUUUCUAUUAGGCUUUUUAUUAUUGUCAAUUGCUAAAGUUUCAAAAACAUGGGAUCAGAUAUCUAUGUUGCAAGGAGCUGCUUGUUUUGCUAUAUUAUUAAAUCUUAAACAUAUUUAUUUAUAUGUAGCACCAGCAUAUAUAGUUUGGUUAUUGAAAUCAUAUUGUAUAAAAAAUGGUCAAUUUUUUAAAAGGAUUUUUAUAUUAGCAGCAAUAAUUGCCACUAUUUUUGUACUCUCAUUUGGUCCAUUUAUAAAUCAACUACCACAAAUUAUUUCUCGACUAUUCCCUUUUAAAAGAGGUUUAGUCCAUGCAUAUUGGGCUGCAAAUGGAUGGGCUUUGUAUGUUAUCACAGAUAAGAUAUUAUCUAUAAUUUUGAAAUAUUUAGGAUGGAUAAAAAUAAUUAAAUCUGCUAUAAUGACUGGAGGUUUAGUACAAGAAGAAAUAUUUAUUGUUUUACCUACGCCUAAACCUAUUACUACAUUUGUACUCACAUUUAUAGGAAUGCUUCCAGCUUUGUAUGUUUUAUUAUGCAAAAAAUUUGCAAUUACUUCAAAGCAUUUUCUUCGCUGCUUGAUCCUUUGUGCUUUAACGUCUUUUAUAUUUGGAUGGCACGUACAUGAAAAAGCUGUUUUGACUGCAAUAAUACCAUUAUGUGUUCUUGCCGCAGUGGAUAUUAAUGAUGCUCGCAUUUAUAUAAUCCUAAGUAGUGCCGGAUAUACUUCACUUUUACCUUUGCUUUACCCGGACAAUUUAACCCCUUUGAAAUUAUUAUUAUUAAUAUUACAUAUAUUUUCGAGCAAUUUAAUAUUACAAUAUCAAUUUAAAAAAUCUCUCUUGCAUUUACAUGAAUUUUUAUAUGUAAGUAUACUUCCACUGAUAGCUGCUUAUGAAUCAAUAUUACAUAAAUGUUUUUUUAAUGAUAAACUACCGUUUUUACCUUUAGCUCUUAUUUCGAUUUAUUGUGCGAUAGGUAUAAUUUAUUCCUGGUUUCUUUCCUAUUAUUAUUUUUUAUGUGAUCAUGAUAAUAAGAAAAAAAGAAAAAUUAAAAAAAAAUAAGAGAAAAGAUAACGUAAUAACAAUCCAUAAAAAGAACCAAAUUAUUGUAAUAAAUUGAAUAAAAGUAAUAUUUUGUUAUAUAUUUUAUAUAAUUUUAUAUAAUUACAUAUAUAUAUAUAUUUUUUUUUUCUUUUUUCCUUUCCUUUCAAAAGAAAAGAAAAUUUAAAUAAAUUAUUUUAUAAUUAAAUUAUUUUAUAUAUGAAUGUAAACAUCCUGUAUAAGUUUUGCCAAAUGUGUCAACAGAUGUCGCAUACAAUUACAAAGUAUCUCGCAAACGAUUAAUUCAACGAUAAUAGAUUAUAGGGCAAUAAUUGUAAGUAAUUUUUAGGAGGGUAGAUGCCCGGUGUUCACCGUGCAGUGAGACGCAACCCUGACGCAACCUGUCAGUAAAAUAUAGCGUUGAAGAAGGACACAAGGUUUUCCCUAUGUUGUCCUUUUUCGUGCGCAUAUUUUUUUAAGCUGGUUGCUUACACCUUGUUCGUCCAGCUUUAAAAAAUAAUCGAAUGGUGUUCUACUCUACCCUCUUAUUUUUUAUUAAAUUCAAACAUAAAAUAGUUCGUAAGUUUUAUAUUAAAUAUAGCAAUGUCUAACAUCAAUGUGAUGCAUAUACACGAACAUUUACAAAAGGAACAAUACCAAAUACUUUGAGGUUAAUAAUUUUUAUUUAUCUCUAUGUAAAGUCAAAUUUAUACAGUCGAUAGAAUUUUUUCUGAAGAACUAUUAAUGAGACAAGAAUAAAGAGAGAGAGAGAGAGAUCUUCCUUGUUUAGAAUUUUUUACUUUUAUAAAAUCUAAUUUUUUUUUUUUUUAAUUUUGCUAGAAAAAAACAUUAAAGUUGAAAACCAUUGAGUUUGGAUAUGAUUUCAAAAAAGUUUAAGAAAUCAUUGUAUUGCAGUCAACUUUUUGUAUAUAUAUAUUUUUUUUUUUUUUUUUAUAAAUCUAGUAGGGCAUUGGUAAUUUCAAUGACCACACUGUAACAAAAUAUAAUCUUGUGAAAAUUAAAUAUAAUAUAUUAUGCAUGAAAAUGCUUUUCUCUUACCUAGUAUAAAGGUAAUAAAGUUAUAAUAAUGGUUAUAGAUAGUGGUUUAGCCAAAUAUGGAAAGAGGUCCUCGAACUCAUAAAGUUUAAGGAACCGCUGAUUUAUGAAAAGAUGAAAGGAAUUUAUAAUGUUUUAAAAAUAUAUUUGGAAUCAUUCCAUCAUAUUAUUAACUUAUUCGCGUUCCAAACGGAGUGUAUAUAUAUAUAUAUAUAUAUAUGUAUUAUAUAUAUUAUAUAUAUUCUUGAAGAGUUGGAACAGAACGAACGUAUAUAUAAUAUACAUAGUCAAAAAAUUGGCAAUAUGAAUAAGAGUGUGAAACAUCGUAAGAUUUGUACGUCAUCGUUGAUUUAUCAGCAAUGCGUUCCGCCUACGAAUGAUAUUAUUUCACAAGUCAUUGAGCUUUCCGUUUAUUUUUCGUUUACCAUUAAUGAUCGACAUAUGAUAAAUAUCUUAAAAUAUUAUUUAUCAUUAUUAUUGUAAUUAUAUAAUUAAUGCAAGUCUUGUCAAUUUUUAAUAGCAUUAAGAUAAUGCAAUAAUAAAAUGCAUUGGUAGAUGAUGUAAUAAUUUUAUUUAUGAAAAUUUUAAAAAUGAUCUUAAAUGGGUAGAUCGCGAUGAACUGUAUUAAAACAUGGCAAACAAUAAUAAGGAUUGCUAGUACAAUUUCCACAAAA
Molecule: messenger RNA, 3470 nt
Organism: Vespa crabro (European hornet)
Lineage: Eukaryota; Metazoa; Arthropoda; Insecta; Hymenoptera; Vespidae
Gene: xit
Product: probable dolichyl pyrophosphate Glc1Man9GlcNAc2 alpha-1,3-glucosyltransferase
Exons: 8
Coding region: 490-1761 (423 amino acids)
Biological process (GO): protein N-linked glycosylation
Cellular component (GO): endoplasmic reticulum membrane
Molecular function (GO): dolichyl pyrophosphate Glc1Man9GlcNAc2 alpha-1,3-glucosyltransferase activity
Source: RefSeq, a predicted model, not a curated record